Molecule: messenger RNA, 826 nt
Organism: Cokeromyces recurvatus
Lineage: Eukaryota; Fungi; Mucoromycota; Mucoromycetes; Mucorales; Mucoraceae
Product: zinc-finger of the MIZ type in Nse subunit-domain-containing protein
Exons: 6
Coding region: 38-799 (253 amino acids)
Biological process (GO): protein sumoylation; double-strand break repair via homologous recombination
Cellular component (GO): Smc5-Smc6 complex; nucleus
Molecular function (GO): SUMO ligase activity; zinc ion binding
Source: RefSeq, a predicted model, not a curated record
GACAGUUAUUUCUAUUACUUCUUUUGCAGCUCUAAUCAUGUUAGAUGAAAUCGAAAAUAUUAUAAAUAACUUCAGUUUAACAGCUACCCAUGAUAUUAAAUCAACCACAGUUAGCGACAUUAACGAUCUUUAUCAUUUGAUUCAACAAGGACAAAAUAAUAUUACACUUGCAGCCCAAGAUCGAGAAGAAGCAAAUGAAUCUGAUCAAGUAUCUGAACUCGAUUCAAAAUUUAAACAAUUGAUUGAUCUCGAAGCUAGACUUAAAUUACAAGAGAGGACCAUUUUGUUAAUGAAGGAUCGAAUUUACCAAGGCGAAAAAAUUAGUAAUCCUGAAGAAUAUUAUAAAACAUUAAAGAGUGAAUUAAUGAAAGAAUUACCUGCAACUGACGAUGAUAAAUAUUUUACAAAUCAAAAAUAUAUUAGUUUUAGACAGCAUUUAUGGAGUAUUAAUCAUCUGUACGAUGCUAUGCCGAGCUUAACAUCUAAUAACAACGAUGAUGAUGAUGAUAUUGUUAUGGGUCCUACAAAGAUUUCACUUAAAUGUCCAUUAACAACAACAUGGUUGGAAGAACCCAUGACAAGCUCUGUCUGUAAGCAUACAUUCUCAAAAGCAUCUAUAUUUGCUUUAUUGAGAUCAAAUAAUGCUAUUGAAUGCCCUAUUCCUGGUUGCAAUCGAUACAUACAAAAACAGAAUCUAUAUUCUGAUGAUAUAAUGGCAGAUAGAGUUAGGAGAGCCAAAGCAAAAGAAGAAUAUGAUAAUAAAUUACGUAAUAGAGGCGAGCUAUUCGAUGUUGAAUAAAAAGGGAUAUUUUAUUUUAUACCAUGU